Molecule: messenger RNA, 307 nt
Organism: Caenorhabditis elegans
Lineage: Eukaryota; Metazoa; Nematoda; Chromadorea; Rhabditida; Rhabditidae
Gene: F23C8.14
Product: Lon proteolytic domain-containing protein
Exons: 2
Coding region: 1-228 (75 amino acids)
Source: RefSeq, marked reviewed
AUGCACACUAUGCAUUUCUACGUCUCUCAUUAUUUCUCGGAAAUCGACUAUUUGAAUAUUUUUCCGAUUUCUUUCAGAAGUAGCCUUAAAGAAGUUGGCAAUAUCGUGGUAAGAACGCGUGCAGCAUUUGCAAGAAAUCUGAGAGUUAUCAUGCCAACGGGAAACAUGGAUGAACUGCCAUCAGAUUUGCGAGAUCCAGCCAGAGUUUUUGGGGUUGGCACAUUUUAAGAAGCUAUCGAAGUGAUCAAGAAAUUAGCUAGAGAGAAUCAGAACUGCUAGAAAUUUCAAUAAACUUGAAUUUUGAAUU